This is a messenger RNA of Erpetoichthys calabaricus (reedfish), 1225 nucleotides long. Its product is annotated as leukemia NUP98 fusion partner 1-like. Lineage: Eukaryota; Metazoa; Chordata; Cladistia; Polypteriformes; Polypteridae. The transcript is spliced from 4 exons. The coding region runs from base 228 to 773 and encodes 181 amino acids. The record is from RefSeq and is a predicted model, not a curated record.
CAGCUCUUUUCUUAUCCUAAAUAGAUGACAGAGGAUUAGCUUAUGUAAUGACUGCCUUUGACAAUCAUCAUUAAAUAACAGCCACCUCCAUACAAACACGCCACAUUAUUUUGAGCUCAAAAAGGCCUCUCAGUCUUUGGGGAAACUCCUCUUUCUUCAUUGCCUAAUCUACUCUCUUACAUCCCACACUGGCACACCCACAAUUAAAACUCUUUCACUCUCUGUACAUGGACCAUGAUGAAGAUGAGGAUGUUAACUUUGCAAAGUGGAUGAGCAGUUUCUGGGGGCACAGCCUUUCAGAAGACACGGACAAGGAUCGUCGAACAAGCAGAAAAAGGCAGUCCAGAUCUUUCUGUGAGAGGCGAGCAUCUCUGCCAUGUCCGGCACAACUUUCAGUGAUGAAUCUGAACCGAAGACACUCAGCUUCCACAUCUGCAUCAUCUGUCUAUCUGAGGGGAUACAAGGAAGGUGGUGAAGAUAAAGAGGCUAGGUGCCACAUGAGAGCACGGAGAUCCUCUUCAUCAGAAGAAAGUCACCAUAAAGCUUCAAUACCAGAGAACCGCGUGAGCACCAUCCACAAACUCACAGAGUCCUUUGAGAAGAAGUUACAUUUCAGGACUCGGAAAACUGUAUCUUUGGAAGAAGAUGAGGAUCCUUGCGUGAUCUGUCAUGAUGGUCUUAAUGCAGGGAGGGUCCAGGAGUUGCAUUGCAUGCAUAAGUUUCACAAAGAGGAAGACAUCCAUCAAGCUGGUCCUUCUGUAUCAACUGUGUAAUGUGGGCAGCACUGCUGAUACUGAAGCUUUUACGAUGGCACCCUGACCUUUCUAGUAUUGGCUGACCGAUCAUCCUGGAUUUCUUUUAAUAUAUUUGUGUGUAUUCUGUGUUGUUUCCUUAAAAAAUGCCAGGCAGCCAAUUUCUACCUAUUUAUAAUAAGUAGAUGUUAAAACCCAAGAUCAUAAACUGCUGUAUAGCUGCUUGAAUAAAAUGUCAGCUCUGUCCUUUUGUAAAUAUUGUGUGCUUAAAUUACAUUGCUUUGUGUAGAUGUAAUAAAAUUGUAAUAACCUAAAUAACCUGCAGAUGAAAUAAGUUUUAAUUUCAAUCCUUUACAAAAUCCUUACACCAUGCUUAGAUAACAACAGAUUCAGGAAUAAGAAUAAGAAUUGUUCGUGACUGUGUUUAGAACCCAAAAAAACAGGCUGCUUUAUUAAGACCCACUUCAAUGUUC